AAACUUUUCAAACCAUAACGGCCUAAUCUCUUUUCCUACAAUCCCAGACAGACACUCAACCAUGGAGCCAACACCACCCGCCAAAUCCACCACACAUCCGCCGCCGCCGCCGCCGUCACUCCUCCGGCGAUUAGUCGCAAUAGACACCAAGCUCUCUCAACACAUCCACAUUCUCGCCAAACCCUUCCUCCCUCACUUCGUCCUCCUCCUCCUCGAACUCUCGGCCGACUUCCGAUUAUUCUUCCCCGUCGCCCUCUCCCUCCUCCUCGCCCCGCUCCUCAGCCCCGGCCCAGGCCCAGGCCCAAACCCGAACCCGAACUCCAGCCCAAUCCAACUCCUCCGCCCCUUCCUCUCCCCUCUCCUCCUCGGCCUCCUCCUCGACCUCGCCCUAAUCGGCCUCAUCAAAUUCACCGUCCGCCGCGCCCGCCCCGUCUACAACAAGAACAUGAACGUCGCCGUUUCGGUCGACCACUUCUCCUUCCCGAGCGGCCACGCCUCUAGGGUUUGCUUCGUCGCCGCUCUCUUCUACCUCUCCGCCGCCGCCCUCGCCGAUGCUCUACUCCACCUGAGGUCGUCGUCGCCGCCGGCCGUCGAGCGCUGGAUCGGUGCCGAUCAAGACAAGGCCGUUAGUGUUCUGGUGUCGGUCGUUUGGGCCUGGGCAGCGGCCACUUCCAUCUCUAGGAUCUUGCUCGGCCGCCACUUCGUCUCCGACGUCGUCGCCGGAGCUUGUUUGGGCGUGGUUGAGGGUGCAGUAGCUUUUCAUUUCCUCAGAUUUUAAGCUCAUUGUCUGAUGGAGGUGACAUCUGACUGGAUGAUGGUUUCUGACCAUAAACUUUAGGAUUGUUCCGGACUAAAGCAAACUGGAUUUCGUCUAUCCCAUGUGCAAAUCUGCUGCUGUUGGAAAUUCUGUUUUCUUCAACAGUAGGUCUGGUGUGAUAACUUUUUCAAGGUCUGAGAUGCUCCUUUUCCUUUGAUGACGGAACCCUUGGAUAUGGAGUUGAUUUGGCCGUCAACCAUGAUUUUAUAAAUUUAUAGCAUGGUUGGAUUGCUAUUCCAGAUACUUCUAGAUUUUGGGGAGUAAAGAUAAACUCGGGCAGUAUAGACUAUAGAGAAGGAUGUUUCCUCCACGAUUAUAUAUACGGGGGCAGUUCAAUGCAAGUAUGCGGAUACCAAAGAUGCUGGAAAAUUCCAUCAUUCUUGAGUGGAACUUCCAUGCUUCAACGGCUUCCGCCAUUCUUUCACUGGAUUUGUAAGUGCUGUGUUUCUCCAAAUGUAUUAAGCUCGGUAUUUAUCAUGCAACUACAUUGGAUAAGCUGUCUAUUCAUAGUUUGAAAAUAUAUAUAUUUAGUCAAAGGAGAAAUCACGAUCAGCUUUCCCAAUCA
Messenger RNA from Rosa chinensis, 1382 nucleotides. RefSeq names its product probable lipid phosphate phosphatase beta. NCBI's taxonomy places the organism in Eukaryota, Viridiplantae, Streptophyta, Magnoliopsida, Rosales, Rosaceae. The transcript is spliced from 2 exons. Gene Ontology annotation, molecular function: sphingosine-1-phosphate phosphatase activity. The record is from RefSeq and is a predicted model, not a curated record. Bases 62 to 778 code for a protein of 238 amino acids.